Molecule: messenger RNA, 2387 nt
Organism: Centruroides sculpturatus (bark scorpion)
Lineage: Eukaryota; Metazoa; Arthropoda; Arachnida; Scorpiones; Buthidae
Product: WD repeat-containing protein 44-like
Exons: 16
Coding region: 274-1983 (569 amino acids)
Molecular function (GO): protein binding
Source: RefSeq, a predicted model, not a curated record
UAGUCAUCAAAAUCUUUAGAUUCAGUUAGUAUAAAAAAUACUUCCAAAGGUCUUCCUAGUCCAAUAACAGCAGUGGAAAAUCUUGCACAAGAAUUAGAAUAUUCACUUGACAUUCAUAGUGCUACUAAAGGACAGUAUGUUGUUAAGCCACAAGAUUAUGAACAAGAUCGUGCUGAAGAUGUAAAUAUUUCUAGUAAAAGUAAUUUUAAUGGUCAAAAAUUAAAUGAAUCUAUUAAAAAAGAAAGUAACACUCCAGAAGGUAGCGUCAAACAAAUGAACAUGGUUAUGAGAACUCGGUCGGAUUCUGGUCGUCCACUUACUGACUUGGAAAUAUUAGAACAAGUUACAGUUCUAAAUUUAGACACUGGAGAACUAGUUCCAUUAAGUUUGGCAGAAGAUCGUUUACCUAAAUGUGUUAAUCCACUUUCUUUACAUAUAAUGAGACUCACGUCGGAAUAUGUAAGUAAUCCUAAUUCACACAAAGAUAGGGAAUCAGAUGAAGAGAGUGUUGAUUUAAAGAAAGAUUCGGGACCACAUGAUACGGUUGAUGCAAAGAAAGUGUGGAGGAAAGCCAAAUGGAUAAGGAAAAAAAUAGAGAAAACAGUUGAAAAAACAGUAAAUAAAUUGAAAGAUGUUGCUGACGAAGUGAAGCAUUCGCGGCACAGCGAAGACAUCGACACUAGUGAAGAAGAGACUAUGUCACCUGACGCACGACCAUCCGUAAAAAUAAAGGCUUCCGGAAGUCACAAAGGACCAUAUGAAUUUGAAGGAAUUAAAGUUUUACAAGAAUUAACUGGAGAACAUUCGGGUGCUAUAUGGACCAUGAAAUUUUCAUCUUGUGGGAGAUUGCUAGCUUCUGCUGGUCAAGAUCACAUUCUGAGAAUUUGGGUUUUGCGUGAUUCUUAUUCUUACUUUGACGAUAUGAGACAAAGAUACAAUGCGGAAGGUAAAGUUUCUCCAACCCCUUCACAAGAAAACAUUGGUAUGCAACAAAAUGAUGAACAUGCUAAAAGUGAAAAUGCAGAAGCAUCCGAAGAUAUGAAAGGCCCUUUUAUGCCAAAACCAUUCUGUACCUAUGAAGGACAUACGGCAGAUCUCUUAGAUAUAUCAUGGUCUAAAAAUUAUUUCAUUUUAUCUUCAUCGAUGGAUAAGACAGUGAGACUGUGGCAUAUUUCGAGAAGAGAGUGCCUUUGCUGUUUUCAGCACAUAGAUUUUGUCACCGCCAUAGCAUUUCAUCCAAGAGAUGAUCGUUAUUUUUUAAGCGGGUCCUUGGAUGGAAAACUGAGACUAUGGAAUAUACCAGAUAAGAAAGUUGCUCUGUGGAACGAGCUUGAUGGGCAGACAAAGCUUAUUACAACGGUCAGUUUUUGUCAAAAUGGCAAAUUUGCCGUAAUAGGUUCUUAUGAUGGACGAUGUAUUUUCUAUUAUACCGAACAAUUAAAAUAUUACACACAAAUCCACGUACGUUCCACUAGAGGAAAAAAUGCACAGGGUCGAAAAAUUAGUGGAAUCGAACCCAUGCCAGGAGAAGACAAGAUUCUAGUCACUUCUAAUGAUUCUCGUAUCAGAUUGUACGACCUGUGUGGUCUCACUCUGUCUUGUAAAUAUAAAGGUUACGUCAAUGUUAGCAGUCAAAUCAGAGCAAGUUUUAGUCAUGAUGGUAAAUAUGUCAUAAGUGGUUCUGAAAAUCAAUUUAUAUACAUCUGGAAAACUCAUCAUGAUUAUUCAAAGUUUUCCUCAGCCAGGAGAGAUCGUAAUGAUUACUGGGAAGGAAUUAAAGCUCACAAUGCAGUAGUAACGACUGCCGUUUUUGCUCCGCAUCCUCAUCUGAUUUCUUGUCAGUUGGACCAAAACGAACAGCACUGUAGUACAACCGAUGGCUGUUAUGUAAUUGCCAGUGCAGAUUUCAGUGGUGCUAUUAAAAUAUUUAUAAAUAAACCAAAGACAAAGUCUUCUGGUGCAACGGAAAUGCCUGCAUCCUAGUCUAUUAGUAAUAAUAUCCAAACAUUCUGUACAGAUAUGUGUAUUAAUUAAUAAUGCAAUUCAAGCUAAAAAAUUCUGUAAAUUUAAAUAAUUUUGAAUGUUAAAUUAUGGCAUUGUGAAAAAUUUAUGUAAAUAUAUUGCAUAUUUAGUACAUACUGCAGCUUUUUAUAUACAUUGCUGAACAAAAAUAUAACUGGGCUGGUUUUUGUUAAUAAAAAGAAUUCUAGUUAACGUCUUACUGUCUUUAGAUUUACCAAAAUAACUUUUUAUAUGGAUUAACAGUAUUUAUUAUAUAAUAUUUUAGAGAUGACGUUUCACAAUUGGCAAAAAAAAAUUUUUUUUUACAGUAUUUACAAUUGCUAUCUUUGUAAGUAUUAUGAAUGGAAUGAAUUUGGAAUUACAAA